Linderina pennispora is the source of this 264-nucleotide messenger RNA. Its product is annotated as adenine nucleotide alpha hydrolases-like protein. The transcript has a single exon. NCBI's taxonomy places the organism in Eukaryota, Fungi, Kickxellomycota, Kickxellomycetes, Kickxellales, Kickxellaceae. The record is from RefSeq and is a predicted model, not a curated record. The annotation marks the transcript as partial.
GAGACCAUUACCAUUGACAACGAGGCGAAGGAGCGGUGCCGGGAGAUCCUGUCGCCCUAUGCCGAGAGGCUACAAAAGGACGGCUUUGUCGUCAAGGGCAUCUGUCUCAUUGGCAACCCAAAGGAGGUCCUGGUGGCAAGCUCCAAUAUCAAGAAGCCCACCAUGAUCGUCAUGGGCACCCACGGCCGCGGCUCCGUCAAGAAGUUCCUGAUGGGCAGUGUUGCAGAGUAUGUCCUGCACCACAGCACUAUACCGGUGGUUGUC